Molecule: messenger RNA, 1093 nt
Organism: Pteropus alecto (black flying fox)
Lineage: Eukaryota; Metazoa; Chordata; Mammalia; Chiroptera; Pteropodidae
Gene: RAB5IF
Product: RAB5 interacting factor
Exons: 4
Coding region: 216-605 (129 amino acids)
Biological process (GO): mitochondrial respirasome assembly
Source: RefSeq, a predicted model, not a curated record
GUGACGCGUUGCUCCUCCCUCCGGUAUUCCUGGUUUCGGCCGAGCGAGCUGAGCCGGGCUGUUUGGCCAAGUGCGGGCAGUUGCAGCGUGCCACCGAACCAGACUGUUGAACCUGUCACUGCCGCCCCAGGCGCCGUUACCCAGCACCCCAGACCUCGACUCCUUUCGGCUCGGCCCGCGCGCCCCAGGCCCUGCCCGGGCGGCGCGACGGGAGGAUGAGCGGCGGGCGGCGGAAGGAGGAGCCGUCACAGCCGCAGCUGGCCAACGGGGCCCUCAAAGUCUCUGUCUGGAGCAAGGUGCUGCGGAGCGACGCGGCCUGGGAGGACAAGGAUGAAUUUUUAGAUGUGAUCUAUUGGUUCCGACAGAUCAUCGCUGUGGUCCUAGGUGUCAUUUGGGGAGUGUUACCAUUGCGAGGUUUUUUGGGAAUAGCAGGAUUCUGCCUGAUCAAUGCAGGGGUCCUGUACCUCUACUUCAGCAACUACCUACAGAUAGAUGAGGAGGAAUACGGUGGCACAUGGGAGCUCACAAAAGAAGGGUUUAUGACAUCUUUUGCCUUGUUCAUGGUCAUCUGGAUCAUAUUUUACACUGCCAUCCACUAUGACUGAUGGCGUAUUGGUCCCUGUCCGGUCCAAAGGACCCUCUUAGUUACAGCACAGAAACAUGAUUAUAGGGGUACCCCCAGCCACAUGGAACCUGGAAGACCAUGUUUCCUGGACCGAGAAUCAGUGUGUUGGGCGUCAGUUUUCUGCAAGAGUUGUGACCUGAAACUUUUUAAAGAACCAUCCAUCUUUUGGGGAAGGAUUUCUGAAUUGUCCAUCACCAACCAUUUCUUCUUGGAUACCAUCGUGAAACACCUGUUUGCCGAUUGGAGCUGUUGUUUAAGUUGAGGCACCUCUGGAUCCAGAUGAAACAUUAAAUUGUCUUCCUCACUUCUCCAUCAGGUGUACAGUUUUUAAACUAUCAAUGGCAAUUCAAGUCUUCUGAAAACAGUAUGGCAGUAUGUGUGUGGUCCAUAACACAGUACAAGCAGCAUCUAAUAAGUUUCCAUUGUGGAAUAUUUUCAGAUACUUGAAUAAAUCAGAUCUUUAAUUGA